CUACAUUCGAAAUGAAUGAAUGACCUUUUUUUCUUCUUCUUUGUCUUACUAGAUCUGUCGGAGAAGAAGAGCGACCUACGAGUGUGUGACGACUCCAGCUGCCGUUUUGGAGGUGUCUGUAGGGAUGACGGGGCCACGCUGAAGUGUGUGUGCCAGUUUCAGUGCCACAAAAACUACAUCCCUGUAUGUGGCUCCAAUGGCGAUACCUACCAGAAUGAGUGCUACCGAAGACAGGCCUCCUGCAAACAGCAGAGGCUCAUAUCACUCUCAUCUGAUGGGCCAUGCACUGCAGAUACUGGCUCCGGCUCUGGAGACGGAGAAUACGAAGGCUCAGGCACAGACGCGGGGAAGAAGUUCACUAAGUGCGGCAAGUGCAAGUAUGGAGCAGAAUGCGACGAGGACUCUGAGGACGUUUGGUGCAUAUGUAACAUUUACUGCAGUGGACACAAUGAGAACCCUGUGUGCGCCACGGACGGAAACUCCUACAACAAUCCCUGUCUGGUCCGAGAGGCCUCGUGCAUGAAGCAGGAGCAGAUCGACGUCAAGCAUCUUGGGAGAUGCCCAGCAGAUAAAGAGAAAAUGGGGAAGAAAGAUGACGGCAGUUCGUACAAUCUUUUAGACACCGCAGACCCGGGGGAUGGCCUCUACGCUGGGAUGCACAUCCCUUGUGCGGAGAGCUACGCUGGCUUCUGUGUACACGGGAAAUGCGAGAUCAAGUACAACAUGGCCACCUGCAGGUGUGACUCGGGCUACAAGGGGGCGCAGUGYGAGGAGCCCCAGGACUUCAACAUCCUGUAUGUGGUGCCCAGCGGCCAGAAGCUCCACUACGUCCUCAUCGCCGCCAUCAUUGGCGCCGUACAGAUCGCCGUCAUCGUUGCCGUGGUGAUGUGCAUCAUGAGGAAAUGCCCGAAAAACAACAGGGGCCGUCGACAAAAGCAAAACCUCGGACACUUCUCAUCAGACACUAACUCCAGGAUGGUAUAGCUCGUGUUUUGAAAUCUUUUUUUCUUACAACGUGGAACACAAUUUUUUUUMAUGUAAGAUGUGUCAUUUUAUUAUUUUAUUCUUCCCAAAAUAUAGAAGAAUGAGGAUAUUUAUUUCAGGGACCUUACUUUUCUGUUUCUCUGGUGGAUAUGUAGCGUGUAUUGCAACGYUAUUUUUACAUUUUCCAGCCACAUACUGGUAUGAGGAACCGUCGACCAAGCCGCUCGUCGCUUACCCUUAUAUCGGCAUUUUUGUUUCGUUAUUUUUUUAUUCCUGUUUGUUUACUUUUUGCUUUUUUCGAAAAUACGGUACCUUCGGCGAACUGGAAAAUGAAUCCCAAGGAAACAUGUACAGCGUCUGCCUAUAUGGAAUGUGCUACGUAUUGGAAACAAUUCUUUCCAAGACUCUCUCUCUCUCUCUUUCUAUCUCUUUUUACAAAUGAUGUGCAGCUGAUCACCAAAAUGAAGUUUUUAUUUAUUGGGUGAGGGGUCAGCCAGCAAGGUGGAUAAUAUGUUUACACUUAUUCUUUGAUAUGUAAUUACAAUUUUAAAGAAUACACUGUGUUUAACUAGCUAAUCAUUUAUUUUGUCAUUUUAUUCAUGGUUACAUUUUUUACGUUUACAUUAUUAUUACGAGGAUUCUUUUUCUAAUUCUAGUUACUGUACUGUAUAUUGCAUGACUUGUGAAACUGUGUUCUGUGAUGUAGUUUUAACUUAAAGAAAAGAUGACAAGUCUCUAAGCUCUCAUCUCAGCAGCUCGACCAGUCCGAUUAUCCCAGCACAUUUAUGAUAGGCCUCCAUGUAAAAUAGAAUUCGGAUGGUAGAUUGAUUGAUUUGUCAGUGGAGGGGGAAAAAAGGAUUGUGCAAUGUUUCAUAUAAGUCUCCUGUCAGUCUUCUCAAACCAGUCAUACUGGGUUACAUCAAUGUAUCUAUGACUGGAGUUUGACUUCGAUGGUGGAGACAUGAAAGUGGAUUGUAAUGCGUUGGGGCAGCAUUUUUGGGGGGGUCUUUUAACUGUCUUACAAUCACAUGAUUGUAAUGAAAGAGCUGUUGACUUUGGGGGAGCAGUGGUAUUUAAUUGAAUGAUACAAAAUGAAGGACUACACAUUGAGAUACUACUAUCAUCCCUUUAUGAUACUUACAUGUAAUUAAAAAACGUAUUGGUUGCCGAAAUGGAUGUAAUCAAGGGUUUUCUUUGAAUGUGAGGAUGUAAUGCUGUUGUUUCUCCACAACACGUGACUUACAUUUGCUCCUCAGCAAGACAUUCCAAAUACAGAGAAAAUGUUGAAUGGACGAAUGAAUAGGAUGAAAAAGAACACUUGCGAGGUCCAAAGUGUAAUGCAUAACCGCCAGUUAAGUAGAUAUGUUUUUCAUCACUGGGGCCUUUAUGUAAAUGUCUUUAGUCUGCCUUCAUCUGGUCGUAGGUCUUUGAGCGAGAGCGUUUCUAAUUGUUCUUUACCAUCUCAGCCGUGACUAUAAAUGUGACUAGAAUGUGUUUGACAUGUCGUUGAUCUUCUGCAUGUAGGACUUCAUAGGCAAUUUGUCCCCCAAAAAAUAAAAUGAAAAUGUUUUUUAAUGUA
Molecule: messenger RNA, 2563 nt
Organism: Salvelinus sp. IW2-2015
Lineage: Eukaryota; Metazoa; Chordata; Actinopteri; Salmoniformes; Salmonidae
Gene: tmeff1a
Product: transmembrane protein with EGF-like and two follistatin-like domains 1a
Exons: 9
Coding region: 16-984 (322 amino acids)
Cellular component (GO): plasma membrane
Molecular function (GO): protein binding
Source: RefSeq, a predicted model, not a curated record